AUGGCAAUGUCACCCUGGUUCACUCCUCGUCGCGCCACUGGUCCACCAAGAAACCCAGCUCCGCCAUGCACCCAAGAGCUACUCGACCAAGUCCGCCGCGACCUUGCUCUGCGCUUCCGCAACCUUCAAGACUCGAUGCCAGAGUCGAAGGCUGAGAAGAAAGAACGCGCCGUGUUCCUUGUCGUCGCAAUCCUUGCUGUCAAGAACAAACUCCUCGCCGACGCUGAAAAGCGCAAGGACAGCGAGACUGUCUGA
Messenger RNA from Aureobasidium musti, 255 nucleotides. The record is from the annotation of a GenBank genome assembly. Lineage: Eukaryota; Fungi; Ascomycota; Dothideomycetes; Dothideales; Saccotheciaceae.